CAGGCCCGGGGGGCUCCGGGGGGCUCGGCGGGGCUCCCACCAUGUCGGGCGAGGAGGAGGCCACCGAGCUCACCAUCGCCGAGGACCUGGUGGUGACCAAGUACAAGAUGGGGGGGGACAUCGCCAACCGGGUCCUGCGCGCCGUGGUGGAGGCGGCGAAUCCCGGCGCGUCCGUGCUGUGCCUGUGCGAGAAGGGCGAUGCCAUGAUCAUGGAAGAGACCGGGAAAAUCUUCAAGAAGGAAAAGGAAAUGAAGAAAGGAAUCGCCUUCCCGACGAGUAUAUCCGUAAAUAACUGUGUGUGUCACUUCUCCCCGCUCAAGAGCGACCAGGAUUACAUCCUCAAGGACGGGGACUUGGUCAAAAUCGACCUGGGCGUGCACGUGGACGGCUUCAUCGCCAACGUGGCGCACACCUUCGUGCUCGGCGCCUCCAAGGAAAAUCCCGUGUCCGGCCGCAAAGCCGACGUCAUCAAGGCGGCUCACCUGUGUGCCGAGGCCGCCCUGCGCCUGGUGAAACCCGGGAAUCAGAACACACAAGUGACAGAGGCCUGGAAUAAAAUCGCCCACGCGUUCCACUGCACACCCAUUGAAGGGAUGUUGUCGCACCAGCUGAAGCAGCACGUGAUCGACGGGGAGAAAACCAUCAUCCAGAACCCUUCGGACCAGCAGAAGAAGGACCACGAAAAAGCCGAAUUCGAGGUGCACGAAGUCUACGCCGUCGACGUCCUAGUCAGCAGCGGCGAGGGCAAGGCCAAGGACGCGGGGCAGAGAACCACGAUUUACAAGCGGGACCCCUCCAAGCAGUACGGGCUGAAGAUGAAAACCUCGCGCGCCUUCUUCAGCGAGGUGGAGCGGCGCUUCGACACCAUGCCCUUCACCCUGCGGGCGCUGGAGGACGAGAAGAAGGCGCGCAUGGGGGUGGUGGAGUGCGCCAAGCACGAGCUGCUGCAGCCCUUCAACGUCCUGUACGAGAAGGAAGGGGAGUUCGUGGCCCAGUUCAAGUUCACGGUGCUGCUGAUGCCCAACGGCCCCAUGAGGAUCACGAGCGGCCCCUUCGAGCCCGAGCUCUACAAAUCCGACCUGGAGGUGCAGGACGGGGAGCUCAAGGCCCUUCUACAAAGUUCUGCCAGCCGGAAGACCCAGAAAAAGAAGAAAAAGAAGGCUUCCAAAAACGCGGAAAACGCCACCACGGGGGAGACGGCGGAGGAGAACGAGGCCGGUGACUGAGAACCCUUCCAGUUCUCAAAUCGCCUUUUUUCCCCCAAAAAAACCCCCAGAAAAACAAAAAUUCCAUCCGGAAAUGAAAUAAUCUGGCACCGGUGUUGGUCCAGGUAGUCUGGAAUUCCCACAGAAUCCAACAGCUCCCGUUGACUUUUUGCCAAGGAGGGAGGAAUCUCUCGGCCACUUCAGACUUGAGAAUGAAAAAUAAGAAUAAAAACAACCCCGAAAGAGCAGCAAACGGAAAAAAAAUAAUAAUAAUAAAAAUUAGGAGUGAAAGUCGCUAUUAAAUCCUUUAUAUUCCCCACGUUUGGAGAGGUGAAUCUGUAAAAUCCAGGGAGUGGGAGCGGAGGGAGCUGCUGAUUCCUUCUUCCUCCUCCUCCUCCUGCUGCCUUUUUUUAUUUUUUAAUUUUUCCCUUUGGAAAUUUUCACCAAAAAAAAAAAAAAAUAAAAACAACCCCCAAAACCAGCUGAUUCCACCCAGAAAAGUGCCCUGUGCGAGCAAUCCGGGAUUUUUGUCUUUUGCCUUUGGGAUUGUGCUUUUAGAAUUGGGAAAAAAAACGAAACAAAUUUUAAGUUCUCCCCCCUCCUCCACCAGGAGCCUUUUUCUGCCUCUGCCUUGAUUUAAGGGAUUUCAAAAAAAAAAGCAAAAAAAAAAAAAAAAAUCGCUAUUUUUUAACACAAACUCGUUUUUAAACUGAUCCGAACCCUCGGGAAGCCGCCGACAUUCCGGCCUUGCGGAGCUGAAUUCCCUAAAAUCCCCGGGUUUGGGUGUUUUUUUAUCCUUCCCGAUAUCCCCGGGAGCACAUUCCACCUUUUCCCGCGAGCCGGAGGAUAAUUAUAUUUUUUUUCCCCAUUUUUUCCCCCUCUGGAUUCUUUGCUAAUUUUGGAGAGAGAGAGGAGGGGGGAAAAAAAAAAAAAAUAAAAAUCCCACCAGAAUUCCUCAGGGGUGGAAAGAGGUGAGGGAAACGCUGCCGGAGCCCAGGGGUAUCGCUCUUUUAUAGUCGAUUUUUUACAAAAAAACCCACAUAAAAAAACAGCAAAAAAAAAAAAAAAGCCGAUUAAAUGCUGUCAGUUGAAUGUUUUGAGGGUUUUUUGGUUUUUUUUCCUUUGCUGAUACCCCUGGUUCCUCAAGUUUUUUGGGAAUUCUGAUUUUCCCGCCUUACCCCACCCAUAGGCCGCGGUGCUUCCUCGUCCAGAUCCGAGAUUUCCACCCCGAAAAAUUAAAAAAAAAAAAAAAAAUUCCACAAAAACUCAACACGUGCAAACGUUACCAAAGUCAAAUAAAAGAGAAAUAAACGAUGCGAUAUUGGAUUUUA
Hirundo rustica (Barn swallow) is the source of this 2536-nucleotide messenger RNA. It is a transcript of the gene PA2G4, whose product is annotated as proliferation-associated 2G4. Bases 42 to 1226 code for a protein of 394 amino acids. The transcript is spliced from 13 exons. NCBI's taxonomy places the organism in Eukaryota, Metazoa, Chordata, Aves, Passeriformes, Hirundinidae. The record is from RefSeq and is a predicted model, not a curated record.